AGGCUAGCGCUUGCGUAUCUGUUGUGUGUGUGUGUGUGUGUGUGUGUGUGUGUGUGUGUGUGUGUGUGUGUGUGUGUGUGUACAUUGUAUGACAGUUGUACGCUGAGUUAUGAAACCAAAUACCUACAUGGUAGGUGGCUGCUGGGGGGGGGCAUCACCUGAUAGAGCCCCGGAGGGAAGGGGCACAUUGGGUGCGUUGAUGCGGAUAGAUCCCGCCCACAAUGAGAUGUGGACCAAUGAGCGGCUGCAAAACAACACCCGUGAGACUUUAACGCGCGUUUUUUUUUGUUUUGUUUUGAUUUCGGCUGGCACGUUGCCGAAGUCGCCUCGCGAGAGAAGUGCUGGAUUUUUUUAAAUUUUAUUUUUAGAUUUUUCAGUGUGUUUUUUACCUUUAAAAGAAGACAUAUGGAGCGCCUCAGCCUCGGGAGAUUAUUCUCCGCGUGCGACGUGAACAAGUCCGGUAAGAUAGAGUACGAUGACUUCACCGCGGUCUGUCGGGAGCUCAACGUCUCCGAAACCGAGGUCAGAACCCUGUUCGACAAGUUCGACCCGGACGAGGACGGAGGCAUCGAUUACGGCAGGUUUGCGUCCAGGUUCCAGGACGUCUCGGAGACUCUGGACUUCUCGUCCCUCGGCGCGCGCGGCGGCCCGUGGGAAGAGUUUGAAAGCCGGAUAGAUGCUGAGGCUUUCCUCCCCGAAAGUCUCCGGGAGCAGCUGGCUCAUCUUUAUCAGGCCAUUCACUCUUCUGCGAAAACAAAUCUACUGCAGCACUAUGAGGAAAUCAUCCACUCGCUGAUCAGCCAGAGCCAGGACAACCGACUGGAGUGUGAGCAGCUGGAGACCAGUAUUAAGCGAGCCGAUGAGAUGAACAACAGUCAGCUGUCCGAACUGGAGGACGACAUAAAGCAGCAGCUGGCCAAAACCGAGGAGAGGGUGAGAGACGAGGAACGUAAAAAAAUGGAAGGACUUAUGGCGGCCGUGCAAAGGAAGCACAAGAACGAGGUCACGGACCUGCAUGCAACUGUGGACAGACUGUUAAAGAGCCAAGAGGACUCUGAAUUCAACCAUUCAAAGGAGGAAGUGGACACACUGAACACACGUAUCACAGUUAUUCACGUAAUCUUCUCACAGCAAAACGAGGACCUGCGAACCUCUCUGCUGCAAGCCCAGACGGACAGCGCCGUCUUGCACUCGGAGCUGGACAAGCUGAAGAACAUGUACGCGGACCAGAAAGCUCAACAUAAAAGAGAAAGCGAUGAACUGAAGAGGAUGGUUAUGGAAUACCAGUUGUAUUCAAACCAGAUUCAGAUUCUCCAGGAAACAAACAAAAUGCUGUAUGACAGCAACGACGGGCUCCGCUCUGCGUUGGCCAGCGAAGCGGUUGCAGCUAAAAGGAGGCGGUCUCCUCAAAAUGAAAUCCCAGCCCGCAGGAUGAAGCCCCUCCGACAGAGCACGCUCAACCACGGCAGCCCGGAGCAGGAUCCCGGCAAAGCCAGCUACUCUCAUGUGGCCACCUGGGCCGAUAAGUACCUCGACAGCGGCGUCUCCCUGCCGAUGGACACGGCCGAGAGCUCAGGCAGUGAUUACGACAGCGGCGCCGAUGAUGAUGACGACGACGACGACGGGGGGGCCUCAGUGGAAACCGUGCACCACAGUUACUCCUACGUCCUGUCUGAUGUGGAGGUAUCAGAAGUGAAAUCUGAAUCUGCGGCGAAGAUGGCUCGUAGCAAGGCGAGCUCUAUUGCGUCAUCUCUACGGAGACGUUUGUCGGCCUUUUCCACAAAGCCUUUAGAAGCCGACCUAGAGGAAACCACGGAGCCUGCCCCAAUGUUCCGCCUGGUUCUAGCAGGAGACGCGGGAGCCGGAAAGUCCAGCUUCCUGCUGAGACUGACGCUCAACGACUUCAGGGGAGACAUUCCGACAACGCUGGGUGUGGAUUUCCAGAUCAAGCGGAUGCUGGUGGAUGGAGAGAAAACAAGCCUGCAGAUCUGGGACACAGCCGGGCAGGAGAGGUUUCGUAGCAUCGCGAGGUCUUACUUCCGUAAAGCUCACGGAGUGCUGCUCCUCUACGAUGUCACUUCAGAGAGCAGCUUCCUCAACGUCAGAGCGUGGGUGGAUCAGAUCCAGGAUUCAACGGAAGACAAAAUCCCCAUGUGUGUUAUUGGAAACAAGGUGGACCUGAGGGAGCAGCUCCCAGAAGGCAGCUGUGUGAGCAGUUUGCACGGAGAGAAGUUGGCCACGGCGUACGGCGCCUUGUUCUGCGAGACGAGCGCCAAGGAGGGAACCAACGUGGUAGAGACUGUGCUCCAUCUGGCCAGAGAAGUAAAGAAAAGUGUCAAACUGAGGAGGCAGUCGUUCUCUCAGGUCCGACUGAGUCCAUCCAACCCGAAGAAGACUCUGAACGCCUGCUGUGGCCUGUAGAAGGUCCAGAGCACUAGAUACGGUGGAGCAAUGAAGGACACAAAGUGAUUUAUAUUUUGUGAAUAUUUUUAAUCUUUGGCAUGUUUAACUCUUGGUAUAUAAUAUAUUUUCAUAAAUGUUACUUCUCUGAUCAAAAGUAAGAUUUCUAUUGUUGGAAAAUUGCACAAUUACAAAAACAAAUGUACGUAUUGUAAUCAUGUUUUCUUUUCUUUAGGUUUUUUUUAUUUAUUUGGUAGUCAUUUCAUAAAUUAAAUAAAUAAUAAUCUUUUAUUUGAGACUCAUGUCGAAUAGUAUUUUUAAAUAAAUGUUCCCCUUUGCGACCAAAUUUGGGUCUUAAGAAAUCAAAAGUGCAUUUUUAACAAUUUUAUUAAGCAUCCGCGUGAUCGAGAUAACAUCGCAGUUUCGAAAACCUUCAAAGAUUACAUUCUUGACAAAAAGUUCCUGGAUCACUUUUGUUGUGUUUUUAUCACUUUUCCAAAUAAACAGACAUCUGGAAAGAUGAAA
Molecule: messenger RNA, 2925 nt
Organism: Gasterosteus aculeatus aculeatus (three-spined stickleback)
Lineage: Eukaryota; Metazoa; Chordata; Actinopteri; Perciformes; Gasterosteidae
Source: RefSeq, a predicted model, not a curated record